Messenger RNA from Aureococcus anophagefferens, 3160 nucleotides. RefSeq lists its product as hypothetical. Gene Ontology annotation, cellular component: membrane. Bases 1 to 3144 code for a protein of 1047 amino acids. Gene Ontology annotation, molecular function: protein binding. Lineage: Eukaryota; Pelagophyceae; Pelagomonadales; Pelagomonadaceae. The transcript is spliced from 3 exons. The record is from RefSeq and is a predicted model, not a curated record.
AUGGCCCUGCGCUACGUCACGGAGGCGAAGCAGUUCGGCGCCGCGCUCUGCGGCUGCCACGCAAUCUGCCGGGGCCUCUUCGGCAGCCACCUCGCGGCGCACGCCGUGCCCCAGUUCCUGGGCUUCGCGUUGCUCGCCGCCUGCGGCCUGCGGGCCUGGUUCGUCGACGGCGGCUACCUCGAGCUGGCGUCGACGCCCGGCGUGACGCGCGCGAGCGCCUUCGGCGAGCUCGCGAGCACGCUGCAGAUCCCGUUCCAGCUCUACGAGCUCGCCUGCGCUCUGGGCGUGAAGCGGCUGCGGGGCAAGUCCUUCGAGCUCGUCGCCCACCACGCGCUGGCGCUGCUGCUGGCGGUCCUGAGCGCGCGCAAGGGCCUCUACUUCUACUACGGCGCGUACUUCAUGGGCGUCUCGGAGGUGUCGAGCCUGCCCCUCGCGUUCGUCGACGCCUUCAAGAUGUUCAAGCACCUGAAGCGCGACUACCCGACGGCCAACGCCAUCGCGCGGCCGACCUUCGCCGUCUGCUUCCUCGCGCUACGGACGGUCUACUGGCCCGUCGUGUCCUACCACUUCUGGGCCGCGUCGCUCGCGCACGCCGGCGACGCCCUCGAGGUCAACACGUUCCUCGUCGUCAACAUCCUCAUGACGUCGCUCCAGGCCUACUGGACCAAGCUCAUCCUCGAGGGCCUCUACAAGCUCGUCACGGGCGACCCGACCGCGGACGACAACCAGAAGCUCCCGCCCGUGGUCCUCAAUGCGACGACGCUUCCCAUCCUCCGCGGGUCGCCGCGCUUCGCCGCCGUGCGCUUCGCGCGGGCCGGCGACGGCGGGGACCCCUUCGACGGCUACUGGCAGCAGCUGUCCUGGAGCCUGCCGCCGGGCACCGUCUGGCGCGGCGACUGCGACGCGGAGCCGAAGGCGUGCGACGCGUGCGGCGACGCCGCGGCCGUCAAGGCCUGGACGGGCGACGGCUUCGUCGCCUACCCCGCCGACGCCCCCAAGGACGGCCCGUCGCUCAUGGCCUGGCUCCAGGACCUCGACCGCGCGGCGCCGCCGCCGGGCGCGGCCUUGGACGGCGCGCCGCCGCGGGAGCCGGACAACUCGCGGCGCGUCCCCAAGGGCCGGCUCGCGCCCUGGACGGGCCAGGCGCUCCCGGCCCUGGUCUUCCGGCCGACGGCCAAGCCCGACGCCGCGGCCAAGAAGCGCAGGCGCACGCCCACGCUGCUCUACUUCCACGGCGGCAACGACGGACCGGAGUACGCCGCGAAAUUCCAAUCCGUGGCCUACUACCUCGACACGGACAAGCAGUUCGCCAAGGCCUUCCCCUUCCUCUUCCUCCAGCCCUGCACGGAAUGCCAGCGCGACCGGACCAUGGUCCAUCGGGGCAACUUCCUCUACGCCGCGGAGGACGCGACGAAGCGACCGGCGUUCGGCGAAGUGGGCUUCACGAACCGCAACCUCGUGCGCGUGGACCGCGUCCUGGACGCCGCUCUCGAAAAGUUCCAGGGCGACCCGAAGCGCGUCAUCCUCACGUCGACGUCCUACGGCGGCCGGGGCCUCUACCACUACGCGGCCAGGCGACGGGGCGUCUUCGCGGCUCUGGUCCCCAUGGCCGCGUCGCUCUACCCGACGCCGAGCCUCGCGAGAAGCCUCUGCUGCCCGUCGGGCGCGCCGGAGUGCUGCCCGGCCGUGCGCCACUUCGUCGGGGCCAACGACCGGCCGCUCAUGGUCGGAGGCCACGACCUGUGCCACGACGCGUGGGACCGCGAGUACAAAAGCCAGAAGCGGCGCAAGACGGCCUACGCGUACACGAAAUUCCCCUGGGCGCCGCCGCCGCGCCAGUCGGACUACGCCUACAUGACGGGCCACGCGCCGGACCGCCUCGCGUGGCUCGCGAACGCGAGUCUGAUCGAAUGGAUGCUCGACGUCGACUGCGACGCGUGCGCGGGCGCGGCGCCCUACUCGGAGGCGCUGCUCGCCAUCGACGAGGUCGUCGUCGAACCGCCCGCCGUCGCCGGGCCGGCGACGCAGCUCCACGGGGCCGUCAAGUUCGGGACCCUGGAGGACGUGCGGGCGUUGGUGGACGCCGGCGCGGACCUCGCGGCGCGCGACGCGGGCGACAAGGAGCGCACGCCGCUCCACGUCGCCUGCCACCUCGCGCGCGACGACGUCGUGCGACUCCUCGUGGACCGCGGCGCGGACCUCGACGCGCGGGAGGUGCGGGGCUGGCGUCCCCUCCACGAAGUCGCGCACGCGGGGGGCCUCGCGACCGCGAGGUACCUCCUCGACGCGGGCGCGGACCUCGACGCGCGCGCCGACGGCGGCUGGCACGCGCUCCACCAGGCGUCGGGCAACGGCCAUCCAGACUUGGUGCGGCUGUUCCUCGACGCGGGCGCGCGCGCGGACGUGCGGGCGGAAAAUACGAUGGAGCCGAUCCACGCGGCCCUGCAGAUGGUGAAGCCGAAGGUCGCCGCGCUGCUGAUCCCGGCCCUCGACGGCGUCGUCGACCUGCGCGGCUACACGGUCGGCGAGCAGGGCAUCCUGGCCCUCGCGGCCGCGCUGGGGACCGCGAAAGCGACGGCGAUCUCCAUCGCGAACGCGGGCUUCGGGCGCGAGGGCCUCGCGGCCCUCGUGGAGGCGCUCCAGGACCAGCCCGCGCUCGCGAAGUUGGACGUGACGCUCAACAACCUCCCGGGGCAGGCCGGGCCCAUGCUCGCGCGGAUCCUCGACGGCGCGCCGGCGCUCGAAUUCCUGGAAGCGUCGGGCAACGGCCUCGGGGACGCGGGCGUCGCGGCGCUCGCGCCGGCGGUCGAGCGCCACCCCUCGCUGGCGCUCCUCGGGCUCCACAAGAACCAGCUCGGCGAUGCCGCGGCCGCGGCGCUCGCGGCCGCGCUCGCGAGCGGCGCGCCCGCGCUCGCGUACCUCGGCCUGAACAUGAACAGCGUCGGCGACGACGGCGCCGCGGCCCUGGCGGAAGGCCUGCCCCGGUUCAAGGCGCUCUCGACGCUCAAGCUCGACAACAACGCGCUCCACGGCGGCGUCGCCGCGCUCCGCGCCGCGGCCGAGGAGCUCCCGCGCGCGCUCGAGCUCCACGUCGACGGCAACCCGGGCGUCGGCGGCGGCGCGAGCAUGCGGCCGGAGCUCUAGUUUAAGUCGUUGCUCG